AUUAUUACCAAUUAAAUUCAACACUAAAAUAAUAUUUUCUUUAUUUCUAUGAACGAAUUUGUAAUCCAUAAAUGGUGACACAGUAUUUAUUAAUAACUUAUUCACGGAUAUUAAAGAAUUAAAUAAAUCGAAAAUAAAUAUUUAAAAACACCACAAAUAUGCUAAAACGGCAUAUAUUAUUUAAUUAGAGGAAACCCUUCGAAAAGUUUUGCUUACAAUUAGAAAUUCGGUAAUAAGGAGUAAUCAAAUUGAGGACGGAAAUGCUUAUUAAAGAAGAGAUACUAUCUAACACCAUGUAACACCUGGGGACAUGAUGAUUAUUGUAAUUUUAAUUAGUUUCAUUUUCGGGUGGCGAAAAAUUACCUUUAACAAUACCGCGAUAAUUGGUAGUAUCUCUUCAAUGAUAGCGCAUGUAUAAAACUUCACGACACAAUAUUCUCACAUUAUUUACAGAAAAUACUGGCACGUUGAGUUAUUUACGCACAUGAGUGUUAUUUUAUUGUCGGGUUAUUGUCAGAUCUUUUAUUAGAUACGGUUAUUAGAUAGAAGCUCGUUUCAGGGGAAGCAUGGAUAUUUUAGUGUGUAGGGCUUAAGUAUGCUCAGAGAGAUGAUAGAAAUAUCAUUAUAUUUACAUUCGUGAUUUGAGACUACCGUACCUAUACGUGCAUUAAGGACACUCGUACAAUAAAACUAUCUUACUGUAAAGAAGUGUAAGAGAUCAAAAGAGGAUUUUCAAUUUGUAUGAACAUGAAAUGUGAACUGGAUAAAAACUGUGAAUUAAAGAAAAAACACUUUUUGGAUUUACUUCAGUGAAUAAACAUGAUAUUAUGAUGAAAGAUAAAUGUAUAUGAAUUAUAAAAAUACAUUAGACAGCAUUAGUUUUAUGUAGAGUGUACGACGACUCAUCGUCUGCAGCCAGGGAAAUUUACGACAUUCAUUAACAAGUUGAAACGAUGGGCGGCACCUUGUCAUGCGGGGGUCAAGGUCACAGGCCAGUUGAAGACGACAAGUUGCCUUAUGGUGCUCCUGUUUCAAAACCAAUCGGAAUUGUACAACCACAAGAGAAGUUAACCCCGACAGAGGAGUUUACAGAUAUAUCCAAACCAAUUCCAUUGAUCAUCAACUACAACAACAACAAUAACAAUGGCCUAAAGACAGUCAAGAAAGACUCGAACCAAGGUAAUGGACGCUCUUGGAAGUUCUGGAAGUCGAUGACCUUACGGAGCUCGAAGUCUGCCAAACCGAUUAAGAUGGAUUCGUCUUUGCCAAACUUGGACGGACAGCUUCCGGAUGUCGUGGAGAAAAGCGAGUUCACAAGAAGUUUGAGCUUAAGACCUCCACCUAAACCUCCACGAGCUUUUGUUCUUCGUGCCAACUCACUAAAGACACCAAAGCCAUGUCCGCCUGUCACUGUUGACGGGAAACAUGAUUUGAAUACGCAAGAAAACAUCCCACCUGUCAAAAGUUUACAAGCAGACGAAAAUACCAUUCAGAAUGCUAAAAACGGCGCGAAAGACUAUGAAAAUGUUGAUUCAGAAGGAAUCACUUUAAAUUUGCCCGAGAAACCAAAUAUUGUGCCAUUGACAAUUUCUCAAAAAUGUAGUUCCUUGCCAAAUUACACACUUGGACCGAGUGUUACGCGUAGACAGCCGACAAAGUCCUCUGGCAAAAUCAAAAUCGUCUCGCCAGAGCUAACAAGAAAAGUGCCACCAAGGCCUCGCAAAAAGUCAGCCGAGAUUACGGCUGGAGACAGACACAUUCUUAUACUUCAAAGUGCCGCUGAACUUAUCUGUCAAAAGAUUGACCCAUUUGUUGUCAUUGAAAAAUUAGCAGACGCAGGAUUGAUGGACGAAAGUGAUUUAAAUGCCUACAGAAAUCCGUACGAGAGUAGACAAUUGUGUGACACCAUUGUGCAAUCAAUUAUGGAUAGAGAUUAUGUCUCUUUCCUGAAAUUUUGUGAUAUUUUACGAAGUGUGACGGACUAUACAACUGUUGCUGCCGUUUUAGACGCCAUGAUUGCUGUUUAUGACGUCAUUUACGAAGUUCAGAUAACUAACGGUGAUACGUCACCAAUUCUCGAUGACGAGAAAACGGUUUCCUUCGACGUGGUGUACUUCAGUCUUGAAACUGGUAAAGUGCGAUCAGUUGUCGAGCUGGAAAAACUUCGAAAUUCUGAAAACAAACGCCAUUCCCGAGAUCUGUUGUCCUACAAACGAAAUUCCCGUCUUUCAUUCCAAUCUUUUCAAUCUCUUACAAGCGAAGCGUCGAGUGUAUUUAGCGAAGAUAUAAUUACCAACGGUCUUCCCAUGGUAACGGUAUCCAUUUCAGGCCAUGUUCUUUGUCUAGAAAAAGCUCGAUCUCUUGCUACGGUCAUUGAAGACCAUUACUGCAUUCUAGAAUUCCACAUUGGAAAAACUCAUCUUCGUGGAUCCGACAUGGAACAUAUCAGCAGAGCUUUGGCUCAGAAUUCGUGUAUACGUGUUUUAGAUCUGAGACUUAAUAACAUAGGAAACAGUGGGGCUGUGUACAUGGCGAAUGUUCUGUAUCAAAAUAGGACAUUAAGACAGUUAAAUCUGUCCUCAACAGGGAUAGACAGUGAAGGAUGCAAGCUUCUAGCAGAUUCGUUAAGAACGAACACCAGUUUGAUAGAUCUUGAUUUAAGUUUUCUUGACAUAGGAGAUAGUGGAUGUAUGGCUUUAAGCGGUAUGUUGAAACAAAAUCGCUGUUUGAAAAAACUGCGCCUCCGAAGCGGCAGUAUAACUUGGAUAGGAUGUGGCUUCUUGUUAGAAGGAAUUGAAAUUGGAAGAACAGUUACUGAACUCGAUUUGAGCAGAAAUUUCAUAGAUGAUACUGGAGCGGAAAUGUUUCUACGCCAUUUGAAGGACGAUUCUUGUCUAAGGGAGGUAAAUCUCGAAAACUGCGGAAUAACCUCGGCAGGGUGCUCUAUCCUUUCUGAUGUGAUCCUUACAAAUAAGUCGCUCCGGAACCUAGAUUUGAGCGUGAAUUUCAUCGGGGACCAAGGAAUUUUAAAGCUUUCCAAUGCUCUGGAUAGAAAUAAACAUAUCAAAACUUUAGGACUUAACAUGUGCGGCAUAUCAAACGAUGGAUUCUCAAAAUUGUUAGAUAUUUUAGAAGGGAACGCUACUUUAACCAUGCUUAAACUCUGUUAUAACAGAUUAGGACGGGAACACUCGAACCCGGAAGCUACGUCAGAUAACCUGAAAUACAGGGUUAGAAUUGUGACGUCAUCAAAUCCAAAACUGAAACUUUUAUUAUGGGGAAACACAUUUGAAGAAUCAAAUACUAAUGCUAUGUCACAAUUCAAAGAUUUGAACGCUACGUUAUAACAGUACGUUGUAAAGCUACUUUGUGUAUCGCUACGUCGUAACGCUACUAAUUAACGUUGCUUAUACAACGUCGCUAAAAUAACGCUCUUCGGCAGCUGUCAUUGUUCUACAGCUUCAGUUUUCAGUUAAACAUGCAUGGUUGAAUCUGAUUUUGAAAAUAUGCAACAUUUAAUGUUAUAAAAAGUACUUUGAAUACUAAUUAUGCUGGAAGAAAAAUGUGGUGAAUAUGUGCAUUAACAUUUGCUUUGAUCCUAUAAUGUAUAUUUUCUCUCUUACCUAAAUUAUCAGUAAAUGGGGAGACACAGUUAGCCUGGCACAAUAAAUUAAUGAAUACGUGGUUUUAAUAAAUUAAUGAAUACGUGAUUUUACUAAAAAUCUUAUCUUUUUAAGUAUAAUAUACAUGUAUCAUGAUUUUCAUAAUGAAUUUGUCAAUUAAUGUAUCUAUAAAAACUGUACGAAAUCUAAAAUGAGAUUAACUUGCUCCUACUUUACAAGAACAUACAUAAAUACAGUUACUUCCAAAAUUUAUAUCCUGUAUUAAAACAGUUUCUAUGAAAGAGAAAUAGAAAAAAGAAACACAAAUGAAGUUGAAACAAAUAUUAUAAGAGCUUUAUCUUGAUGCUCAACAUCUGCUGAUAUUCGAAUAUUGUAUUGAAUGCUUUGCCUUUUAUCAAACACUAAUUCGGCUGAUUGUUUGUGCUAUAAAUUAACCAUUAACCUCCUGAAUUUGUAUAAUAGAUUUGCCCUGCUUUGGAUUUGGAGCAGUCCAUUCUAAAAUUAAGGGAUUCUGGUUCCAGCACUGAGAGGGCUAAUCUUUUACUGGACAUUUGUAAAUGAACUCGUCCUGCUUUUAGCAUGGAACUGUCCAUUGUUUAUUAUGGGGGAUUUUAAUUCUAGGAAGCCCUGUCAGACUGCACGUGGUCUCCCUGUACAUUCAUGGAAUAUUCCAGUCAUUAUCAAAGAGUUCAUACUUGAUUCUUAUACUUACAUUAAUACUUAUAAUUCUAAUUAUACAAAGUUUUUAGCCGGAUUUUGAAUCUUGGUCAAAAGAGACUUUAUCUAGAGAUAUCUGUUUGUGUAUGUUUGAUAUCAUUUGAAAUUUGUUUUAUUUAUUUAUAGUUGCGUUUUAUUCCAUGUAAUAUGUUUUUUUGUAUGACAUUGUUUAUAAAACAAUAAAUGUUCAAAAAAAGAUGAAUAAACAGUUUAUACAUGAGUCAUUAUU
Molecule: messenger RNA, 4569 nt
Organism: Ruditapes philippinarum (Manila clam)
Lineage: Eukaryota; Metazoa; Mollusca; Bivalvia; Venerida; Veneridae
Product: NACHT, LRR and PYD domains-containing protein 3-like
Exons: 3
Coding region: 954-3347 (797 amino acids)
Biological process (GO): nucleocytoplasmic transport; activation of GTPase activity
Cellular component (GO): nucleus; cytosol; perinuclear region of cytoplasm
Molecular function (GO): small GTPase binding; GTPase activator activity
Source: RefSeq, a predicted model, not a curated record